CUGGUCGUCGGCAGAGGGGCAGCAGGGUCGCCGGAGGAGAAGUCUCGUCGGCUUGCAGGCACCGGUCGUGGAGGACUCGCCGGAUGGAGGGCCUGCUCGCGAUGGAUUCAAGCUCGCCGGAAAAUGCGAAGGCAGGGCCGCCGGAGGUCAGUUAGCGAGUUGCAGGGAUCGUGGAGGAGGGCUGCACACGAGGAGGAGGCUCACCGUGGGUCUGCUAGUCGUGGCAGAGGGUCGCGGGCGAAACUGAUCGGAGAUGAGGUGAUGGUAGGAGAUGAUGGCGUGAGGAUGAUGAUGAUGGCUGCGACGGAUUCUCACAAGGGAGUAACAACGAUGAAGAUGAGGAGCAGGCUUGACGCGACUGCAGGGGCUCGCUGGUCGUCGGCAGAGGGGCAGCAGGGUCACCGGAGGAGAAGUCUCAUCGGCUUGCAGGCACCGGUCGUGGAGGACUCGCCGGAUGGAGGGCCUGCUCGCGAUGGAUUCAAGCUCGCCGGAAAACGCGAAGGCAGGGCCGCCGGAGAUCAGUUCGCGAGUUGCAGGGAUCGUGGAGGAGGGCUGCACACGAGGAGGGAGGCUCACCGUGGGUCUGCUAGUCGUGGCAGAGGGUCGCGGGCGAAACUGAUCGGAGAUGAGGUGAUGGUAGGAGAUGAUGGCGUGAGGAUGAUGAUGAUGGCUGCGACGGAUUCUCACAAGGGAGUAACAACGAUGAAGAUGGGACGGGAACUCGUGGUUGACAAUGCCGUGAUGAAGGCGGUUUGCGGAUUCAACUUCGCCGGUACACGAAGCAAAGCCGCCGAUUUUGAUCCCCAGAAGAGUUGGGCCGCGCUCUCCCCGCAUACGACGUGGGAUUCCGCUGGUAUGUCCAACGGGCUUAUCCAAGACCUGGCCACCGCCGUUGUGCACCGGUUCAUUUGCUACAAUAUCACCGGCAAAAAGGAAGCGAACAAAGUCAGUGAGGGUGAGCUUUUUCUCCUCUGGGCGAUGCGGUCUGGAGUGCGAGUGUGUUCCAUGACCUUCCUUCAGAACUCUUUCCAGGAGAUUGCCCUCUCCAAGCGUGGACUUCCGGCGCUCGGGCAUUUUGUUACCGCACUCGCUCACCACUUUGACGUCACUCCAGAAGCUUACAGACUACAUGGGGAGAUGGCGCGUCAAGACAUGUCUGAGAUGCGGUGUAUCAACUUUAACGAGCUCAAGCAGGCUGACCUUAUUCUGAACCGGCGAACAGCUAAGGAGUAUACGAAACGUGCUGCCUACGAGACCUAUUUCAAAAAGCUCCAGCAGGAUGAAUAUCGACGAGGACCAUUUACUUCCUCCUCCACCUGA
Messenger RNA from Striga asiatica, 1320 nucleotides. The record is from the annotation of a GenBank genome assembly. Lineage: Eukaryota; Viridiplantae; Streptophyta; Magnoliopsida; Lamiales; Orobanchaceae.